AUGGCCUCAUUGCUCCCCGUACGAGCGGUCAGGACCGCUUCCUGCUCUGCAUGCCGCUCUUUCUCCUCCCUCUACCCGGCUCAAUUCGCGCUCCCUCUCUCUCGCCGUAACUAUUCCACGCCCGCGGAGGAGCCACCAGUCGACUACACAAACAAGCCGCGAUGGUCGUACACGCCUCCUCGCAUGAAGGCUCCUUUCUCUCUCCACUUCGACUCCAAAAGGCCCGACUUCCCCGUCAACAACGACCCUCAACUUCUCGACCAGUUCUACAUUCGCUUCCUCGGCGAGGGCGGCGACAAGGUUCUCACCGAUGAGGUCAAAUGGCUUGCAGUGACACAUAAGAGUUUCGAUCAGGGCCGAAGAGGCUUCAACGACCGCUUGGCUUUCCUGGGGAAACGUAUUGUCCAGCUACAGGCCUCGCUUGCUCUGGCACAGAGCGCUCCGAACACUCAUGGCCAACCGGCUCCUGACCGCUACGGGCGGAAGCCUUUCGAGCACCCAGCGCUGGAGGGCCUCGACAACCUGUCUGACAACACGAAGCGGUUCCUUACGGACAAGUCGAAGCUUGCCAACGUCGCGCGGCAUUACGAUUUAGAGAAAGUUCUCCGAUGGAGUCCUCGGAAGCCCAGGAACCUCGACGGUUCCGGCGUCGAUCUUGUCCUCGCACACACACUUUACGCGCUCGUCGGUGCUAUUUCUCUGGAAAAGGGCAAUCUGGUUGCCAACAAAGUGGCGCGGGAGCGGAUAUUAGCACCUCUGGGGUUCCAGGUUACGGUAUAG
Aspergillus mulundensis is the source of this 780-nucleotide messenger RNA. RefSeq names its product mitochondrial 54S ribosomal protein mL57. Gene Ontology annotation, biological process: mitochondrial translation; RNA processing. NCBI's taxonomy places the organism in Eukaryota, Fungi, Ascomycota, Eurotiomycetes, Eurotiales, Aspergillaceae. Gene Ontology annotation, cellular component: mitochondrial large ribosomal subunit. The coding region runs from base 1 to 780 and encodes 259 amino acids. Gene Ontology annotation, molecular function: structural constituent of ribosome; ribonuclease III activity. The transcript is spliced from 3 exons. The record is from RefSeq and is a predicted model, not a curated record.